AUGAUGGCUCCCGAAAUGAUGAUGAUCUUUGUAGGUACCGAGCAUAAACGAGGUAAACAAUUUCACGUUUGGGUAAAUCGGCAUGGUACCUCUGAGGAUUUAGUCGCAGCUAUCUGUCUUCACGAACGACUCUCUCCCAGCUCUUUUAUUAUCCAACACAGGUUGACUUCCGACCCAAUCAUCCCAUUUCAACCUCUUCGAUCCCAAGAUAUCCUCCCAUACUCUGUCGUACACUUAUAUUACAUUGAUGAUCUGCGUGGCCGCGAGUUAAAGAGGAAAGCAGAGCAGAAAGGGGAAUACGAAAAGAGGGGGAGAUACAUGUCCAAAGUUGACGGGAAGAUGAAAUUGCGUAGAAGGUCGAAAUUGGAAUUGGAACAACAUCGACGAAAGGAAAAGCAGAAAGAGAGAGGAGAUGGUUUGUUACCUUGUUAUAAAGAAUUUUGGAGAGGGGCUUUGAGUCUUGGGGGAAAUACAGGGAUUGAAAAUUUUGAUAUCGAUAUCGAUGCGGACUUGGAUAUUGGUCCUGGUCAAGCUGAAAAGGGUUACAGGUAUGCUCAAGGUAUUAGGAAUCAUGAACAUAGACAUGAGCAACCUAGGGUUAGUGGUAGUAGGAAUAAUGGGCAGAAGAAGGAGGCAAAACAGUUGUUGACUUCGAAACCAUUACUUUUAUCUCCGUCGAAGAAGGAUGGUUGGACGACUUCUUCAAAGGUGUCAAAUACGGGAUCACCUGAUCCCAUGGAUUCAUCAGCCCACUACCGCAGACACACCACAACAUCCAUCUCAUUGAGAUCACCAUCGGGAUCGUCCUACACCCUCGAAACGGGAUUCGGGCUCGAGUCGUCUCACUCUGCUUCCUCUGAUGCCAAGGAUGACGAGGAAAGUCCAAUCCCGUACCGUAGAAUCCCGACGCCUCAGCUUCCCCAGCAUCCGAAGGAUAUCGACAUGUCCGUCGCUGGUCCUUCAAUGGAAAAGUAUUGGCAAGGGCGAUAG
This is a messenger RNA of Kwoniella mangroviensis CBS 8507, 990 nucleotides long. RefSeq lists its product as uncharacterized. Lineage: Eukaryota; Fungi; Basidiomycota; Tremellomycetes; Tremellales; Cryptococcaceae. The transcript has 3 exons. The record is from RefSeq and is a predicted model, not a curated record. Bases 1 to 990 code for a protein of 329 amino acids.